AUGUCUUUGACUUGUUCAUAUCCGCAAGAUGGAAAAGCAGAUGGGCAGCUUUCGGACUCACAACAAAAAUGGCUUGAAGAUGAUUUUGUGUGCCGCUCAAUGAUCCUGAAUGCAAUGAGUAAUGCCCUCUUCAAUGUGUUUCACAAGUGCUACCCUGCAUAUGAGUUGUGGGCUGCCAUCUCGCGAAGGUAUGUAACAGAAGAUGCUGGAAAUAGAUCCUUCUUAAUUAACAAGUAUAUUGAUUUUAAGAUGGAUGAUUUCAAACCUGUUAUUGAUCAAGUAAAUGAAUUAAAUGAAAUUGCCUCUCAAUGUGCUGAUGUGGGUGAGCCAAUUACUGAGACUUUUCAAGUUUCUACUAUUAUUGGUAAACUUCCUCCUUCUUGGAAAGAUUAUCAGAUGAAAUUAAAGCACAAGACUAAGUCUCUAAAUUUAGAUCAAUUACUUCAGCAUAUUCAAAUUGAGUAUGAGGCUAGAAAUAGAGAUUUGUCUGUUUACAAUGGAAAGGAUAAAGUGCAUAAUGUUGAAAAUUCCACAUCCUCCAAAUCUGCUAAAACCAAGAUUAACAAGUUUCACAAUGGAAACAAGACUUCUGAUUAUAAAAAAAGAUUUGAUUCCAAGAAUGGUAUUAGUAAGAAGAACAGAGGACCUUGCUUUGUAUGUGGUAAGAUGGGACAUUUGGCUAGAGUUUGUAAAUUUCGCAAAGGUAAGAAAGGUAACAAAGAAGAAGCCAAUGUCAUGGAGCAAGAAGAAGAAAAUGGUUGCUGUUCGUACUAA
Nicotiana attenuata is the source of this 774-nucleotide messenger RNA. RefSeq lists its product as uncharacterized. The transcript has a single exon. Bases 1 to 774 code for a protein of 257 amino acids. NCBI's taxonomy places the organism in Eukaryota, Viridiplantae, Streptophyta, Magnoliopsida, Solanales, Solanaceae. Gene Ontology annotation, molecular function: zinc ion binding; nucleic acid binding. The record is from RefSeq and is a predicted model, not a curated record.